Molecule: messenger RNA, 1335 nt
Organism: Aspergillus chevalieri
Lineage: Eukaryota; Fungi; Ascomycota; Eurotiomycetes; Eurotiales; Aspergillaceae
Product: HECT-type E3 ubiquitin transferase
Exons: 3
Coding region: 1-1335 (444 amino acids)
Biological process (GO): protein monoubiquitination; protein polyubiquitination; protein autoubiquitination
Cellular component (GO): ubiquitin ligase complex; nucleus; cytosol
Molecular function (GO): cyclin binding; ubiquitin protein ligase activity; ubiquitin conjugating enzyme binding
Source: RefSeq, a predicted model, not a curated record
AUGGCCUCGCGAAACCCAGAAACCAAACCCACUCUAACCCUCCACGCCGAAUUCCUCCCCAACAUCCGCCAAACAACGCUCUACAUCACCCUCCCCAUGAACCUCGAGCCGAUCAUCUCCCUCUCCGAGUCCCGUCGCGCAGUGACAGUUUCCCUUCCAGAGCCAUAUGACGAUGUAUCGGAGACCAUUAAGCUCCCCGCGCGCGUGAAUGAGGCGGCGCGGCGGGUUUUGGAGGGGCGACAGCAUACUGGAACUGGCAAUGGGACUCGCCAGAAGGGAGAAUCAGGAUCAAUAUCAGGACCGGGGAGUGGGAACUGGGAUGAAAGGGAACUGUCGUUCAGAAUGCAGAUCGAUCCCGGUGAUACAAGCGGUGGGUUACUACGUCCCGACGAUGAGGUCACGAGCGAGAAAUACGUACCCUGGAUGGCUGGUGAUAUGGGAUCGUAUACACAGUUAGGUUGUCGAGGUUGCGGGAAAGUGGUUUUGGAUUGUGCGCCUGCGCCUACACCUGGUGAUACUGGUAGUAAGUGGGUGUGGAAAGACCUGCCUAGUGGGAAUUGGGCGGAGAUGAUGGAUUUCUGGCAUUGCCACAAGCCGGAUACUCACGACCAUGACCAUGGCGAUCAUACGGUGUCGAUUGAGGAGCGGAACUCGCAGGUUAAAGGCUAUGGUGCUGCGAACCAGGUCGUGGCGAGUUCGGGGACGGGGCUUGUUGACGUGGCGACCUUUUUGGUCGCCGAGGGUGAUUGUAGGGGAUUACAGAUCCAAAACGAGAACUCUAAAAAAAGGAAUAUAACCUGCACACAAUGCAACGCUCUAAUAGCCCUGGAAGACCCUAUCGCCAACGGUUGGCGACUCCUCAAAGCAGCCUUAUCCGCAUACACCCCGUCCACAACCGAAGAGAAAGGAACAUGGCACACCCACCCCACAGAAACGGUCGUCGCAGCACAACUGCUCGAACUCGUCGAGCGAGAAAGUGCCCGACGCUUCGUCGUCCACUACAGCGGCAAGCAUGGCCUUCUCCUAUGGGUCUUCAAUCCCGAUCUCCGCUACUCCACCACCAGCACCUCACACAGCACCACCACCACAACCGCCCACCGCGGCAUGAAAAUCCUUUUCCAAGAAACCUCCACCGUCGAAGACCUACUCAGCCCCGGAAACGGAAAACCGUCAUCGCUCUCGCUCGAGGAGCUCAUGUUACCGAGCGAUAUCUAUAAGAGUGUUUACCAGACGCUGGUGGAACGGAAUGCGAUGUUACCGGUUUCUGCAAGGGGGUUCCGGGAGUGGAGGGUUGGGAUUUUGGAGAGGUUUGAGCGGUCUCUCAAUACAGAAUGA